AUGCAAAAUAAUCUCCCACAAAUUCAAGGAUAUCAAAAUAAAAUCAAUGAAGCAAAACUUACUGGAAAUUACUACGAAGUCGCACAUCAUGUGAACGAAUUACAAGAAUUUAUGAAAACCAAACAAAUAGGUGCGUUAGGAUUUUUCAUACCUGCUUUCGCUCAGGCUCCAAUUUUUUUAUCAAUGUUUUGGGGUUUGAGAGCUAUGACAAAUUUACCCGUUGAGAGUAUGAAAACAGGAGGUUUAUUUUGGUUCACCGAUCUCACAGUACCUGAUCCCUACUAUGUAUUACCCGUUAUGGUUUCAUGUACAUUUUUUGCUAUUAUGGAGACGGGAGCAGAAGGGAAUUCAAUGGGUACAAUUCAACAAAUAUGGUUGAGAUAUUUAUUUAGGUUUUUACCCGUCAUUUUAUUUCCUAUUACCAUGAACUUUCCAGCGGCUUUACAGUGUUAUUGGACCAUGUCUAAUUUGACGUCAUUGGGAACGGUAUUGUUUUUGAAAAUUCCAGCCGUCGCUAAUUAUUUUCAAAUUCCAAAAUCCAUUAAACACGAUCCCAGUCUAAUACAGAGAAAGGAUAAACUUUCAGAUUUCAAAAGCAGUAAGUGA
Messenger RNA from Pediculus humanus corporis (human body louse), 606 nucleotides. RefSeq names its product mitochondrial inner membrane protein OXA1L, putative. Gene Ontology annotation, biological process: protein insertion into mitochondrial inner membrane from matrix; mitochondrial respiratory chain complex IV assembly. The record is from RefSeq and is a predicted model, not a curated record. Bases 1 to 606 code for a protein of 201 amino acids. Gene Ontology annotation, molecular function: membrane insertase activity. Gene Ontology annotation, cellular component: mitochondrial inner membrane. The transcript is spliced from 4 exons. Lineage: Eukaryota; Metazoa; Arthropoda; Insecta; Psocodea; Pediculidae.